This is a messenger RNA of Coccinella septempunctata (seven-spotted ladybird), 576 nucleotides long. RefSeq lists its product as uncharacterized. The record is from RefSeq and is a predicted model, not a curated record. NCBI's taxonomy places the organism in Eukaryota, Metazoa, Arthropoda, Insecta, Coleoptera, Coccinellidae. Bases 53 to 562 code for a protein of 169 amino acids. The transcript is spliced from 4 exons. Gene Ontology annotation, cellular component: BLOC-1 complex.
UCUGUGCACCUAACCUUACUUUUCUGCUACCUAAACAAAAACAUUUUCAUAAAUGAUGGAAACAAAAUUUGAAAUGCCCGUCUUUGAUGGAGAAGCUUCCGAAACUGAGAGUGAAGAAAGUGGUCAUAUCACCUUUUAUGAUGAUAGCAUAACAAUGGAUAUAGCAAACAAAGUUCAAUGUCUGGAGGUUACUGGUGAAGACGCGGAAUCUGGCGAUGAAAAGGAAAGCACAUCUAGUGCAAGUACUGCUACAGUUCAGAAAUUGGUGAAAGAACCGAAAAAGGUGAAAGUGAAUAGUAAAAGCCAGUCUUUACUUAAUUUCAAGUUGAGAGAAUCAAAUAGCAUGUUUUAUAAUGACAUGGAAGAUGUUAUCAAAGAAUUUUUGAAAACCAAUGAGAAAUCCCUGACUGAUAUAGAUCAGCAUAUUUCCAAAUCACAGAUAAUUUUACAAGCAGCCAACCCAUCCCUGAAGAACUUGCAUUCCCAAUCAAAUUCUUUGAAGAAUAAACUUGAAACGCUUUUAUCCUCUAAUUUUUUAUCAAACGUGAAAAUAAAGGAAUAGAGUAUUCCAACAAA